AGUUUUUCCAAUGUAUCACAAGUCAGUGCCAGUCACCAAUCAGUGGAUGUAACAUAUCAAGAUUUUCGCUAUAAUUACACAGGUAAAGCUUUAAUAUAAUUUAGGAAGUAUCCUAAAGCCCCCAUUGAUCGACCGGUCAAAAGAGAUCGUCGAAAAACCUACCGAUCGGACGACGUGUAAUGAAAAAUGUCUGGUUGGUGCAGCUUUUGUCCGAGGUCGAUCCUAAUCGUAUAGGCCUAUAAACGGUCAUUUACUUCGAGCAUUGGAAAUAAAUGUAAAUUUAUACGUGCUGUAGUAGGCAAAAGGAAUGCUGCACAGUAAGCAAGGUGCAUGACUCACAGCAAGCAGGCGCGCGAGUUACGGUAGGGAAGUAUUUCAUUUGAAUGUGAGCGCUUUUUAUUGCAGGCAUGAUUAACUGACGGGAAUGCAGACUUUCACUAGGGAAUGUUCGAUAAGCGGUCAAAAAUUUAACAAAGAGACCUGUAAGAAAUGGAAUUCGUUAUUAUACCCAGGAAUAGAGAAGAUCCAUAAAGACAAACAUGAAUGUCUAGUUAUCAAAGGCGAUGCCGUGGAUUAUAUACAGAGUGUUUUAAUUAAGGUCUUAGAAAGCCUUUGCUCCAAUCAACCGAGAACAUGCGACGAUGUUGACAAAUUCAUCAAUAAAUUUUUUGUGCCACCCCUAAAUGUAACCGUCCUAAAGACAGCUCAUGAAAAUCUAGACCUCAUGAACCAAAAGAGCAAACGAAGCUCAAAAGCUUCAUCAUCCAUCUUUCCGUUAGAUAAAAUCCAUCAGCUACUGCUCAAAGACAUUUUUGAUUAUAGAUUCAACAACCAGAUCACUGUCUACUUCGUCUCUAUUUUAGAAUGUAUCGCUAGAGAUAUAUUAACGUUAGCUGGGAAUUUCGUGAGUCUUCUAAGUAAACCGAAUAAUAUGAUAUCGAAGGAAAAUAUAAUCGUGGCGAUCAGAGCUGACGAACAUUUAAGUCACCUAAUCAGACAAUCGGGAAGCGAGAUUUCACUAUGCGACAGUGAUAUCAAGUAUACGAAGCCUGCAGCCUAUGAUAAUUAUGACAAACUGGCUCGUGAUAUUGUUCUUAAGGAAUCGCAGUAUUUAAGAGAAUUAAAAAUGAUUUGUAAAGUUUUUAAAGAGCCAAUAGUCAAAUUUGAAGUUCCUGGAGAUCAAGUUGAAAAAAUCUUUAGUGAAAUAGACGAUGUUCUCGAUGCAACUAUGACGCUAUACGAUUAUUUAGAAGACGGUUUUUCUGUAGACGAUGGGAAGCCUUUAAUAGGCAAUUGUUUUAUGGAAAUGAUAGAAGGGGAAGAAUACUACAUCUAUCAGCGAUAUGCAGAAGCUGUUCUCAAUCCUGAACUUAAUAUACAAAGUGAAUUGGAUAAGUUACUAAGGGACUACCCUGAAGUCGCGACAGAAUUCAAGAAAUACGGCAACUAUGUGUUCGAUGCUCUCAUUUAUUGCCUGCCGAAAAUGCUUUUUAUGCCAGUCUAUCACUUCUUCACCUAUAAUGAACAUUUAGAUCAACUGUUGGAGUUAUCUAUCGAUGCAGAAGACAAAUUCUCAUUAGAGCAGUCAUCGUGUAUUGUUAAAAGUAUUAAAAUCAACAUUGAAAAUUUCAUGCAACAGAAUGGAGUCAGCCUCAAAAAUGAAUCGACUCUACAUAUGCAUUUCACUGCAAACGAAGGUCGUUCAUUUUGUCUUAAGAAAAUUGAGGAAGUUCAAAAGAAUGUCGAAAGUAUUGAAAGUAAAAUUGACAAGCGUGAAAUGGAACAAAUUUGCGAACAAUUUGUCAUGGAAGGACGACUCAACAAAUGGUUCGGAAAACAGAGAGUGAAAGAACGAUAUCUUUUCUUAUUCGACGGUGUACUUAUUGUUGCCAAGCAACAAAUUAAAAAGUUGAAUGUAAUUCCCUCUGGUGAACAGCUGGAGUAUAGAUUUAAAGAGAAAUUCUAUCCAAAGAAAGGCAUGGAUCUUCAAGACCUUAAGGAUGAUAAGGGUGUUUCAGAGAAUGCUUUUAAAUUGGUAACGGAUGAACAUGCCUCUAUCUUUGUAUGCAAAUCGGCGCAGGAAAAGAAUAAUUGGAUGGCAGCUAUUGUCCAUAUACUCGUCAGAAGUACUUUAGAUAAGUUGCUUGAUAUGAAAAUAACUGAAGAGGAAAGAAAUCAGCCGUUACCUAAAAUUCCGUCUGCUGAAUAUAAAUUCACAGAAGAAGAUAGCAAAUCAAAUAUUGAGUAUGACGAAAAUUGCAGCAGCGAGGCAGAAUGCGAAUCGAUACGCGGAGCUACCUUAUUAAAACUAGUCGAAAAGCUCACACCACCUUCUUCGUUCAAUCCGAGCUUCAUUAGGACAUUCUUGACCACAUAUCGGACGUUUUGUCAACCAGAACAACUACUAGAUCUCUUGAUAGAACGUUACGACAUUCCUCUCUAUUUGGAUUUAGAAACUUCCGUUUGUCCAAGUAAACGUUAUAGAAAGGAAUACGUCAAGCCGAUUCAGAUGAGGACACUGAAUGUUUUAAAGCAUUGGGUAGAUCAACAUUGGUAUGACUUUGAAAUGAAUCAGGAACUUUUGAAGAAACUCGAAAACUUCCUAGGUAGUUCAAAAGACAAAAGCAUGAGCAAGUGGUUAGAAAAUGUAAAAAAAGUCCUUCAACGCAAGAGAGAACAAAGGGAGGUAAAAAUUGAUUAUUGCUAUAGCUCCGAACCACCUCCUAUACUAUGGCAUAUUGCUACAAAAGACAAUACAGUCGAAUACGAUUUGAUGUCUCUACAUCCCGUGGAGUUAGCAAGACAAGUCACUCUUCUAGAAUUUGAUUUAUUUAAGGCUAUCAAAUCUUCCGAAAUGGUUGGAUCAUUAUGGACAAAAGCGGAUAAAUAUGAAACAUCACCAAAUAUUUUAAAAGCAAUUGACUUUUCUACCCGCUUUACUUAUUGGCUUGUUAAGACUAUUGUCGAAACAGGGAAUAUUGAAGAGAGAACGCAAGUUCUUCAUAGAGUUCUUGAAUUAUAUAUAAGUUUUUACGAUUUGAACAACUUUUCGGGAGUGAUUGAAGUUGCCUCUGCCCUUACAUCAGCUUCUGUUCAUCGAUUAACUCAUACGAGGCAAUUAGAGGGUAUUCAAAAUCGGGCUAAAUUCCUAAAAACUCUUGAGGAAGCCGAAGAAUUUUGUCAUAAUCAUAAUCGAAAAUAUUUUGAGAGAUUACGAAAUAUCAAUCCGCCGUGCGUUCCAUUUUUAGGAGCAUCUCUAAAUCACCUUCUUUUAACGGAAGUCGGCAACGCCGACUUUUUACAAAAGAAUCCGAAUCUAAUAAAUUUCGGCAAAUGUCGGAAAAUAGCAGAUAUUACAAACGAGAUUCAGCAAAAUCAGAAUUUACCUUACUGCCUGCAUGUUGAAAUGAAAAUUCGAAAUUUUUUGGAAAGCUUAAACCCUCACGAAGAUAAAUCAUCUCAUGAGUUGGAGACAUAUUUUUAUGAACGAAGCAUGCAAAUAGAACCUAGAAACUGUCCUCGACAAUCUUUACCUAAGUUUGAAAAGAAACGCCAGUAUCAAUUACGAUCUCCUGGUACGAAGUAUUCAAUAUUAACAACAAAGACGCCCAUUCAGUCGACUAGUGAUGCUAUACCAUCUACGCCAAGUAAAAUUUCAGCAGCAUCUCCAGUUGAAGAAAGUUACGAUUCAAGAGCAUCAUCUUGCUCAUCCACUCCUCCUGGAACUCCACAUUCGGCAUUAGUUUCUUCCAGUCCUGCCACUGACACACCUCCUAAUGUACCACCUAGGACGUAUAAAAGUAAACCUGUAAUUCCUCCAAGAACGAGACCAGCGGCCCCCCCAUUACCUCCGAGAAUACAGACAAGCAGAGUUAACUCGGCCCCUCCAUCUCCUCCCCCAACUAAUGCGGAAGAGUUCCACAGCCUACCAAAUAGGCGUCACUCAUCUCGCGACGUCCCCAAUGGAACGCCCCAAUUACCGCCAAAAACUUACAAUAUAAAGCCAUUUCAUCAGAGGCAUCCAAGUAAAUGA
Molecule: messenger RNA, 4033 nt
Organism: Dimorphilus gyrociliatus
Lineage: Eukaryota; Metazoa; Annelida; Polychaeta; Dinophilidae
Source: the annotation of a GenBank genome assembly